GUUGAAUGCGCCGCAGUUGGGUAUAAAAGUUGUCGACGAUUCGCAAAGUGACAUCAGACAGUUUUCAACUCAAGUUCGAGAAGACGCAGCCAGCUAAGCUAAAACACACACUCAACAUGUUCAAAUACGCCGUUGUUCUCUUCGCCCUCAUCGCUUGCGCCGCCGCUAAACCCGGUCUCCUCGCUGCCGCUCCCUUGGCCUACGCUGCUCCCGGCGCAGUUGUCGCCGCUCCAGCUCCCGUUGUGACCGCCACCAGCAGCCAAGUGAUCGCCCGCAACUACAAUGGCAUCGCAGCUGCUCCAAUUGUCGCCGCCGCCCCAGUAGCCGCCCCCGUUGUUGCCCGUUAUGCCGCCGCUGCCCCUCUGGCCGCUCCAUUGGUGUCUGCCCACUACGCUGCCGCUCCUUUGGCCGCCCCAUUGGCUGCUGCUCCACUCGUUGCCCGUUAUGCUGCUGCUGCUCCUCUAUCUGCACCGCUUUUGUGGUAAGAAAAGGAUGAUAAUUGAUUGAUUGAAAAGGCUGAUAUGUGUAUUGUU
This is a messenger RNA of Zeugodacus cucurbitae (melon fly), 533 nucleotides long. RefSeq names its product cuticle protein 16.5-like. Bases 117 to 485 code for a protein of 122 amino acids. The record is from RefSeq and is a predicted model, not a curated record. Lineage: Eukaryota; Metazoa; Arthropoda; Insecta; Diptera; Tephritidae. The transcript is spliced from 2 exons.